Molecule: messenger RNA, 4953 nt
Organism: Echinops telfairi (small Madagascar hedgehog)
Lineage: Eukaryota; Metazoa; Chordata; Mammalia; Afrosoricida; Tenrecidae
Gene: MBTD1
Product: mbt domain containing 1
Exons: 15
Coding region: 120-1895 (591 amino acids)
Biological process (GO): regulation of DNA-templated transcription
Cellular component (GO): nucleus
Source: RefSeq, a predicted model, not a curated record
AGUCGGAAGAAAUAUUAGAGGUCACCCAAGGCAGCCGUCCCCUCUGCAGCCUCCCUGACAAGUGUUUUAAGACUGAGCAUUCUUCACGAGCAGAAAGGAAGACACGAGACGCAUUCGGGAUGUUUGACGGUUAUGACAGCUGCAGUGAGGAUACGAGUAGCAGCUCCAGCUCUGAGGAGAGUGAAGAAGAAGUUGCUCCUUUACCUUCCAAUCUCCCAAUUAUCAAAAACAAUGGGCAGGUGUACACAUACCCAGAUGGUAAAUCUGGCAUGGGUGAGUAUGUGCAGUUUCCCUUCGGUAAGCCUCCAACAAAGAAAGCAAAAGUUCUCCAGAAGCAACCUUUAGUAGCUAAACUAGCUGCAUAUGCUCAGUAUCAAGCCACCUUGCAAAGUCAAGCAAAGACAAAAGCAGCCAUCUCCAUGGAAGGUUUCAGCUGGGGGAACUACAUCAAUAGCAAUAGCUUUAUAGCAGCUCCAGUUACCUGUUUCAAACAUGCACCUAUGGGGACCUGCUGGGGUGAUAUCUCAGAAAAUGUGAGAGUAGAAGUUCCCAAUACAGACUGCAGCCUCCCUACCAAAGUCUUCUGGAUUGCUGGGAUUGUAAAACUAGCAGGUUACAAUGCCCUUUUAAGAUAUGAAGGAUUUGAAAAUGAUUCUGGUCUGGACUUCUGGUGCAAUAUAUGUGGUUCUGACAUCCACCCUGUUGGCUGGUGUGCAGCCAGUGGGAAGCCUCUCGUCCCUCCUAGAACUAUUCAACAUAAGUAUACAAACUGGAAAGCUUUUUUAGUGAAGCGACUCACGGGUGCCAAAACACUUCCACCUGACUUCUCCCAGAAGGUUUCAGAGAGUAUGCAGUACCCUUUUAAACCUUGCAUGAGAGUAGAAGUGGUUGACAAGAGGCAUUUGUGUCGGACACGAGUUGCAGUGGUGGAAAGUGUAAUUGGAGGAAGAGUAAGACUGGUGUAUGAAGAGAGUGAAGACAGAACUGACGACUUCUGGUGCCACAUGCACAGCCCACUAAUCCAUCACAUUGGUUGGUCUCGAAGUAUAGGCCAUCGAUUCAAAAGAUCUGAUAUUACAAAGAAACAGGAUGGACAUUUUGAUACACCACCACAUUUAUUUGCUAAGGUGAAAGAAGUAGACCAGAGUGGUGAGUGGUUCAAGGAAGGAAUGAAAUUGGAAGCGAUAGAUCCAUUAAAUCUUUCUACAAUAUGUGUUGCAACCAUUAGAAAGGUGCUUGCUGACGGAUUUCUAAUGAUUGGGAUCGAUGGCUCAGAAGCAGCUGAUGGGUCAGACUGGUUCUGUUACCACGCCUCCUCUCCUUCUAUCUUCCCAGUCGGUUUCUGUGAAAUUAACAUGAUUGAACUCACUCCACCCAGAGGUUACACAAAACUUCCUUUCAAAUGGUUUGACUACCUCAGGGAAACUGGCUCUAUUGCAGCACCAGUAAAACUAUUUAACAAGGAUGUUCCAAAUCACGGUUUCCGUGUUGGAAUGAAAUUAGAAGCAGUCGAUCUCAUGGAGCCACGACUGAUUUGUGUCGCCACAGUCACUCGAAUUAUUCACCGUCUCUUGAGGAUACAUUUUGACGGAUGGGAAGAAGAAUAUGAUCAGUGGGUAGACUGUGAGUCCCCUGACCUCUAUCCUGUAGGGUGGUGUCAAUUAACUGGAUAUCAGCUACAGCCUCCAGCAUCACAGUCAUCAAGAGAAAACCAAUCAGGUUCAUCAAAACAGAAGAAAAAGUCUAAGUCCCAGCAAUACAAAGGACAUAAGAAAAUGACUGCACUGCAGCUGAAGGAGGAGCUGCUGGACGGAGAGGAGUACCAUUUCCUCCAGGGAGCGUCUGACCAGGAGAGCAAUGGCUCUGCCAGCUUCUACAUCAAACAGGAGCCAUGAGGCAGCUCAGAACCCACCCACAGGCGGGAGGGGCAGCGUUUCACACAGGACGAUUUAUAGCAAUCCAGCUGUACAGGGGGGCUCUUCUACUACUGGGACAUUUUGCUAAACAUAGAAAAUUUCAGUUCCAGAUUUUUCAGGUGGGUGGGGAAACUAUUUUAGCCCGGGAGGAAAUUUUUCAAUUUAUAAAGAUGGACAAUUUUUGUGUUGUAUUUGAAGCUUUUGAAAGAAUUUUGUAAUAUUUUCCAAGUUUGGAUUUAUGUGCAUUGUUAACAAGAACUGAAACUCUAACUUUUUGGUAAAAUUAAAAUUUUAGGUAGCAGGAUUGAAGGAAAUUAUUUCAGAAGGCUAUCGGCAUAAAUGCAAAUGAACUGUCAUUACAAAUGAACCUUUUUUUGGUACCUGUUGGGAGACGUUGGGAUGUUUAGAAGUUAGGCCAGUCACACCUCCAGCUUCCUGUGCUGCAGACUUAUGCAACUGAGCCCCAGCCGGCUGCCCACCCGCCUGCAGGGGGGCUCUCACCACAGACCACGGAAGGAACGGGAAGUGAAUUUUGCUCGUGACCAUUUUGUUGCAGCCCGUUUUAAAGGUUUGUGCAGAAAUGUUUUUCAUUCUGUGAAAAAAAAGUUAUUUGGAGUUCUAUAUGAAACUGGAAGAACUCUGGAUACGUUUUUAUAUGUUCUUUUAAUUAAUUAAAAAAAGAUUAAAAUUUUCCUAACACUAAAGUGUUAAACUGGAAUGGUUGAUAGGAUAUACAGGAUCUCAGCCUACAUGUUGAGGGGUUGGGGAAAAUGCAAUAUUGUCCUAAGUUUGCUUUCUUUUUCUUACUGAAAUAUACUCCCCAGCAGGGAAUCUGAUAGUUCUCUGCCAGCCGUCUCUCCCCACCUGUGAGACAGUAGUUGGGAUGACCACACCCCCAAACAGAUGUUCUGUGUUAGCAGGAGAAUCAAAAUCUCCGCGAGGCCAAAAUAAGUUCAGGUUUCAUAAUCAUUCCAGCUCUGCUUUAACUAUCCUGAGUUUUUUUAGAAACUAAAUUGAAAAAGAAUUGCUUUUAUUUUCUGAAAAAUUCCAUCUCUGUAGUAGGCGUUGUCUUUAGCUGUUCAGAAUUAUUUUUUAAAACAAUAACUGAUUUGGACCAUUUUAAACAUUCCCUGUUUUAAGUUCCUAUCGCUUCCUUUUAAAAAGGAUGCAAGGGUCAAUUGGUGAAAAGGUUUGCUCUCUGCAUUUUCUCACUUUCCACCGAGCUGUGACUGAAAUGAGAGCUCCGGCGUUUACCAGUGAGGUUCAGAAACUAAACUCUCAGGAAUUAAUUGCAUCUGUGUGCUUCUGGGUCUUAGCCCGGCCUCUUCAGAGUGGUAAUGUUGACCAUCUCCUCUGGAACAUAGGCAGGGCUGAUUAGAAAUUAAUCAAAGUGAUUAACCUCUGCAGCCCUUCAACCUAUGGAAUGCUUUAAAAAUGCUAAUGGAAAGCCCCAGGAGACCAUUUUAGUAGGUAAGUUUUUGUUUGAAUUUUAAAAUGCAUAGAACAUUAAAAACCAGCAAUUUAUUUUCUAAAAUAUUGCUCUACUUUUGGGUAUAAAACAUUGGUAAUACGCACAGGUUUACCUCAUUCUAUGCAAGAGGGGUUAAUAACAUAAGGUUUUGUAGUUGCUACUGGAAGUAAAAUUUGUUACUUUAUAGUGUAAGAAUGUAUGGAAUUGCAUGUCAACAUUUCUUAAUACUGACUCUUGGGAGGGGCACUAAAUGCAGAUCAUAUCAACACAGAUCGAUUCUCAUGUGUCAAAUGUAUGUGAAUUCAGCUGUUAAAUUACUGGAUAUUUAUCUUAACAUUGCUGGGGGGGGCCUACUGUAAAAUGUGACAUUCUCACACUUCCCAAGUCUUUAACUUUUAAGCAUCUUCCCAUAAACUUAAAGCCUACAAGACUUCUAAAGCAGGAAGUUCCGUUAGUCUGCACACACCCAGGCCUCUGGUUGCCAUGAUGCCGGCAGUUGUAGGGCGGGCCCAGGGGAACAGUACACCAAGAGGAGCCAGUCAGUCCUGGGGAUUCGCUCUAUGAAAUGCUCAUUUGUCGCCAGAUUAGAUACGCUUCCAAUCCUGCAGCAAAACCAGGCUGAGUGAUGGUGAAUUUCCUGCCCACUCAUGAAGUGUGUGUGUGUCUUGUCUUGAUCCCUGACCAACAGCUAAAAGUUGGUAAGGGCUCUCUACAGUCUAAACACAAGCUGAAGCCUCUUCACGAUUCAGGCGCUAACUCCUCCUGCUGGUGAACGGAAAACACCAGUUACUGCGGAGGAGACUGAUGUCUUAGCCAUAAUUCAAGUCAUCUAACUCCGUCCCCCAGUCCUCUCUCAGUUCAAAGUCACUGCUGACCUGGGGGGGUGAUUAUUUUUUUUCUUGUUAGAAUUAUUUGGGGACUUUUGGUAAUUUAAAUUCUUUAACCUUUUCCUUGCUGUGUAUGAGGAAAGCUAAAGCUGUUAUCAACUUAUUCUACGGAUACUAACACGGGUUUUCAGUGUUUGUUUGUUUUUUAUUAUUAUUUUGCGUGAUGUGAAUGCCCUCUCCCAUCAAUAUUUGUAUUAUGGUGCUAUAUAUUUGGUAAUGAUCCUUUAAUAUUGGGAAGGGAUUUUUUAAAAUACUGUGAUUGAACUGGGUUUCUUCCUUUGAUUUUCAUCUUUUAAAUCAAGCCACAGUCCUUUAUACAAAAGAAAAGCAUCUGUCCCCGGGUGAGUCUUUGGAGGACAGAGGUCGAAGUAAACUGCAUACGGUUUCUACAUCGUUGCUGUAUGUAUUUGAUAUCUAGAUCAAUAUCUGUACAAAUUCAGUCUUUUAUUUUCUUGGUAACUUGUGAUCGCCGAGAAAGUGUUUGAAACUUUCUCAUGAAAUGUAUAUAAUGGCGUGAAAAUUUCCUUCAGAGAAAUUUAUGUUCCUUUCAUUUUUACCAAAUUGCAAAUUUUCAGCAUGGAUGUGAAAAGCAUUAAGAUUAUAACUUUGUGUACACGAAAAAUAAUUCACUAAAUUUGCCCUUUUUUUACACAAAAUAAAAUGUCAACAUUAAGUUGUA